AUGCUGAAAACGCCGGACAUGCUCCUUCUCUUCUUCUGUCUUGUCGGGGCAGCGGAUGCCCUGCACAAACAGUGGAUUCCUGACACCAACUAUGAGAAUAAGACCAACUGGGACAAAAAAGAUGUUCCAUGUGGCAAUGACAUAGUUUGGUUUCCUGCCCAGAGAAAAGUGUCUGUGUUCGUGGAGACCAUGCAUGCUGUGCAGGAGAUGAGGCUGCCAGUUGGUGGAGAGUUCAUCCUGAAUUCAGGGGCUGGGUUUCAUGUUGUGACCGGUAAAGAUCCGGGCUGUGGAGCGGGUGUUACGACAAAGUUCAAAGAUUCAGAGUCUCUUCAGUGGUUUAACCCAGCACUGUGGCAGGCAGCUGCAACUCUGGAGGACCUGCAGCUUGGAAACUUCUUAUUCUCAGUCCACGAGGAGAGUGUCCCUUGUCAGCAUGACGAUGUGGUUUUUAAAGCUCGCUCCUCAUUCAGGGUGGACACCAGCUCCAGCCAGUCUAGCGUUCCUGUCAAAUCUGUGUCUGUGCUGGGAAAGAAGUUUGAAAGCAGUUCUGAGUUCUCCUGGUAUCUCAUCUCACGUUCAGGCCUGCUGCAGUUUCACGGAUCCUCUGCCGUCACUCUUAGAAACCAAGAGUGUGGGGAUCUUUCUGGCUGUGACUGUGGGAAUUCUGGAAACCGUCAGCGGAUCUGUAACACUGUAACAUGUGCCUCUCUGAGCUGUAAGAACCCUCUCCUUCCUGUAGGACACUGCUGUGAAGUUUGUGGGGCCAUUGUCACCAUCCGGUAUGCCACCGGUUUCAACCUGCAAACUUACAGGCAACGAAUACGUCACAUAUUUCUCAUCCUCCCACAAUACAAAUCCAUUCAGCUGGGCAUGUCCAAAGUCUUCAAGUCACAGCGGUUGAUGGGGAUCGGCCCUUUUGGUACCUCACCUGAGAUCCAGGUGGUUAUCCUGGACGGAGAGGAGGGAACACAGUCAGAAGAUCUGGCCCGGGACAUAGUGAAGGAUGCCCAAUCUCAUGGCUCCAACCUGGGAAUCACCGAUGCUGAAUUUCAAGCCUCCUCUGGGAGCAGCAGCGAUCAGACUGGAGGAAAUACUGGGAUGGUGGUUGGAGUUGUGUUUGGAGUUUUGAUUGUGAUUACACUUAUAAUCAUUGUGGUUUUCCUGAUUCGUAAGGGGGUUGUUCAAAUGCCAUCAUCGCUGCCUUCGUUGCCGUCUCUGAGCAGCUUUAAGAGAAGCAGGGAUGUUGAAGACCUUGGUGGGCCUCUUGACCACGGCUUUGAUAAUCCCAUUUUUAACAAUCCAAGCAUACUGUCUAAUGUUCCUGGACUGUAUGCGACUGAAACAAAUAAUUCAAUCUCCAUGACUCAGACAGGUGUACACUUUAGUAAUCCAGUUUAUGAUGAGAAUGAAACUGAUUUAAGUGCCUGAAGUUGACUACAGUGAACCUUAAAGAUAUUAAUGAUUUCCAAAGUGCUUUUGAUUAACUUGAUGAUUUUA
Cottoperca gobio is the source of this 1497-nucleotide messenger RNA. RefSeq names its product amnion associated transmembrane protein (gene amn). Lineage: Eukaryota; Metazoa; Chordata; Actinopteri; Perciformes; Bovichtidae. Gene Ontology annotation, cellular component: endocytic vesicle; apical plasma membrane. The record is from RefSeq and is a predicted model, not a curated record. Gene Ontology annotation, biological process: intracellular protein localization; receptor-mediated endocytosis.